Molecule: messenger RNA, 1176 nt
Organism: Arabidopsis arenosa
Lineage: Eukaryota; Viridiplantae; Streptophyta; Magnoliopsida; Brassicales; Brassicaceae
Source: the annotation of a GenBank genome assembly
UUUAUUUUUGAUACGACACUAAAGCUUCUUUUUUUCUCUGUGUAAACAACAAUGGAUUCUUCAAUGUCGACGAAGAAGAAAACCAAACUCUCUCUGAGAAACCAAACUCGUUUCAAGAAAUCAUCUCUCUCUUCUUCUACUGCAAAAAGGACCACGAAUUUGUCUAUGAGGGAAGAUACCAUGUUUAAGAAAGCCUUCGAGCUUUCAACUCUGUGCGACAUUGAAGUCUGUGUCAUAUAUUACGGUCGUGACGGAGAACUCAUCAAGACAUGGCCGGAGGAUCAAUCCAAGGUUCGAGACAUGGCUGAGAGAUUUACCAAACUAAACGAGAGAGAGAGACGCAAGAAAAGCACAAACCUUUCUCUGUUGCUAAGGAAGAAGAUCCUCGACGACAAUAAGCUCUCGGAGAAAGUCUUAGAGAUGAAGGAUUCGUUAGAAAGUGGUCUACGGGUAUUACAAGACAAGCUUCGGUUACUCCAACCCGAGAACCAGACCGAGUUAGGUCAGAGCCGUGUGGUUUCUUCCACAACGAAUCCAUUGUCUUCUCCUGAGGAUCAUCAUCAACAACAAUGGACAGAAUCAUUGGUGAAUGGUGUGUCAAACACAGAGCAAGACCUAUCGAUGUCAUCAUUGAGUCAACAUCAGAGCAAAUUUUCAAUCUUUCUCUAUAACCAUGACAAUGGUAGCUUCUGUCAACUCCCUGACUCUGUUUCUAGCUUUGACCAAUCGGCUUUACUUGGGGCACAAGGAUCAGAUCUAAGAAGUAACUUUGAUCAUCUUCCCAUGGUGUUCCCUCCUCAGAUGCAGACACAAACCCCACUUGUCCACUUUGAUCAGUUUGCGCCAUGGAAUCAAGCACCAUCUUUUACAGAUCCAAUGAUGUUCUCUUAUAAUUAGGUCUUGUUGUUCCAAGAUCUGAUUCUUUGACUUGGUCCACGUUUUAUUAUGUUCUAAUAUGUAUUUCCACUUUAGAUUAUGUGUUUAACUGUUUCUUCACGUACCUGAUUAAGAGUUUGUAAGAAAUCCAUUGAAUUGUAUGCAUGUUUUCCUAAGUAUGAAUGUUAUUCUUUUCAAGUUUCUAAAAACAGUCUUGGCUUCUUUUAUUUUUGUCUGAGUCUUAUCUUUGAGUUUUAAAACCUGCUAUAUUAAGAGAUUUAAUAUAAUAGACAUUGAAUG